Messenger RNA from Lagopus leucura (white-tailed ptarmigan), 3071 nucleotides. RefSeq names its product capping protein, Arp2/3 and myosin-I linker protein 3-like. Lineage: Eukaryota; Metazoa; Chordata; Aves; Galliformes; Phasianidae. The record is from RefSeq and is a predicted model, not a curated record. Gene Ontology annotation, biological process: cell migration; regulation of Arp2/3 complex-mediated actin nucleation. Gene Ontology annotation, cellular component: lamellipodium; plasma membrane.
AUGAACCGGGAGCGGUCUGGGGGCACUGGGAUGUACAGGGAGGGCACUGGGGGGUGGGUGGUCACCGCGGUGUACUGGGAUGAACCGGGACGGGAGUGGGUGCACUGGAGCGCAUCGGGGGCUCCAGUCGCGGGGUCUGGGGGGGCUCUCACUCUUGUCCCCGCCCCCAGCUGGACCCUCCCCCCGGCCCCGCCCCUCGACACCUCCCCCACCUCGGAGAGCUCCGCCUCCAGCGGCCCCAGCGUCUGCGGGGGCUUCUCGGACACCUACGCGGCGCUGUGUGACUACAACGGGCUGAGCUGCCGGGAGGAGGUGCAGUGGGACGUGGACACGCUGUACCAUGCGGGGGAGCGGAGAUGCUUCGACCUGAGGGACUUCAGCCACUUGGAGAGCCGGGAGCUGGCACUGGCAGUGGCAGCACUGGGCUACAACCGCUGGUUCCGGGGGCUGUGCUGCCGUGAUCUACGCCUGAGCAGUGAGGUGCAGGCACAGGUGCUGCAUGCUGUGCGUCGCUCACCUGCGUUGGAGGAGCUGAUCCUGGACAAUGUGGGGUUAAAUGCGGACUUCGCCUCGCGGUUGGCAGCAGCGCUGGCGGCUCACCCAGACCCACCGCUGCGAUGCCUGGAGCUGCCCCGUGGAUCCCUGGGGGACAAAGGCCUGGCAGCACUGAGUCAGCGCUUCCUGGGGCUGCCAGGGGGGCUGCGACGGCUACGCCUGCCCCAUUGCGGCCUGGGGGCACGAGGAUUGGCGGCGCUGGGCCGGGCGCUGGGCGCAAACCCUGCUUUCCGCAGUGCCCUACAACUGCUGGACCUGGGCCACAAUCCUGGGCUGCUGGGCAGCCCCCACGGCACUGACCUCUUUGCCUUCCUGGCUCAACCCAACGCCCUCCUGCACCUUGACCUGGCUUCCACUGACUGCGCCCUUGAUGUGCUCUUCGGGGCGCUGCUGCACGGCUGUUGCUCACGGCUCAGCUACCUCAACGUGGCCGGGAACAGCUUCUGCCACCGGAAGACCCGUGAGGUCCCACCCACCCUGCAGCAGUUCUUCUGCAGCACCUUUGCUCUGUCCCACAUCAGCCUGGCAGGCGUGCGGCUGCCCCCUGAUGCUCUCAGGUCUCUCCUGCAGGGAUUGGCUGCCAACACCCACCUGAGCGACCUCCACCUGGACCUGAGCAGCUGUGAGCUCCGCUCACCAGGGGCUCGUGUGUUGGAGGAGCUGCUGGGGGGCAUCAGUGCCGUGGGCAGCCUGGACCUCUCAGACAAUGGCUUUGAUGCCGAUUUGCUGACGCUCGUACCAGCCCUGGGGAGGAACAAGGCGCUGAAGCACCUCUGGUUGGGCAAGAACUUCAGUGUCAAGGCGCGAACACUGGAGGAGAUCCUCCACAAGCUGGUUCAGGUCAUCCAGGAGGACGACUGUUCCCUGCAGUCGCUGUCAGUGGCUGAAUCGAGGCUGAAGGCCAGGACCUGUAUCCUGGUGAACGCACUGGGCAGCAAUGCCUGCUUGGCAAAAGUGGACCUCAGUGGUAACCUCAUGGAGGACAUGGGCGCCAAGAUGCUGGCCAAGGCCCUGCAGAUCAACAGCACCCUGCGGAGCCUUAGCUGGGACAGGAACAACACAACAGCUGUGGGCUUCCAGGACAUCGCCAGGGCCAUGGAGAGCAACCACACAUUGACCUUCAUGGCCCUUCCCCUCUGCGACCUCACAGCCGCCUACCGUAGUGCCCCGGAGCGGACAGACACUGGUUGGCAGCAGAUCCAGUGGUGCCUCCUACGCAAUGGCCGUGGUCCCAAGGUGCCACCAGAGCAGGUGCUCCGGCUGCAGCGGGGCAUCGUCACCAGCACGGCUGAGCAAGGCUGUUGCCAAGGAGAUGUGCUACAGAUGCUCUGCCGGCUGAGCGGCCGAGUGCAGGCGGCGGCGCGGGGGCUGCGGGGGCACCCAGGGGCACAGCGGGACCUUGCAGAGGCCCAGGAGCUGCUGCGGGAAGCCAGGAACGCCCGUGCGCUGUUCCCCAGCCUGGCAGCGCUGGGACCGGCAGGAGCCGGAGCGGGGCCGCUGCAGCUCCUCCUGCAGGGCGUGGCUGGGGACGUGGCCAAGGCUGUGGACAAGGAGCUGGAGGUGCUGCUGGAGGCGCUGCUGGGUCGGGCCGCCGAGCUCUGCCCCCGGGCGACGGCGGCUGGGGUGUGGCCCGGGGGGGCGUGGCUCGGGGGGGCGCCUCGGCCACGCCCCCCGCUGCCCCCCGGCCUGGCCCCGGGGGCGCUGCUGGAGCGGGCAGGGGAGGAGAUCCGGGAGCAGCUGGGGGAGGUGCAGCUGGCGCUGGUGACGUCCCUGACCCAGGCAGUGGUGGCUGAGCUGCUGCGGGAGCUACGCCGUGUCCACCAAGCACUGGCCCAGCACCUGCAGGAUCCGAGGAGUCCCCAGGGGCAGGAGCCAUCCAACAGCACCGAUGAGGAGCUGGGCGUUGACGUUGAUGCACCGACGCUGCAGCGGCACAGGCGCUGCUGCCGCCGCACCCGCCCGCCUUCUGCCUUCAUGGGGCAAUCCGAGGGCCUGGAGUCACCGUCGCCCCCCAGGAGCUCUGAGGGGGAUGCCAAGCCCCACCCACUGCACUUCAGGGCCCCGGAGGUUCAGACCGUGGGGGGCUCCCCGCAGCAGGAGGAGUUUGGCCGGCUGCCCCCCACAGUGCCUCCCUAUCCCCAGGAGCACAGCUGCAGCCCAGGCUCAGAGGCAUCAGCCCCUCCGGAAGCUGGCAGCCCCGGCCUGGAGUGGGCAGGGCUUCCUUCCCCACAGACCCCGCCCCCUCAGGCCCUGCCCAGGAUGGGGGCUUGGCCCCAGCAGAGCUGCGGCGGCGAGGGAGGGGGCGGGGCCAUCCCGGAGGCCACGCCCACUGCUCCCACAGGGACCUCAGACAGGAGCCGCCAGCUGCCCCCCCCGAAGCCCCAGCGGAGGCAGCGAGCCCAUUCCUGCGACAAGGCGGAUGCCGGGCCCGGGCCGGGGGGAGGAGGCACCUGAGGGGCGGGCAGGACCUCACGACGGCCGCUCUCGGACGGGAAUAAACUUUUAUUGAAGAGAAA